Molecule: messenger RNA, 1014 nt
Organism: Fulvia fulva
Lineage: Eukaryota; Fungi; Ascomycota; Dothideomycetes; Mycosphaerellales; Mycosphaerellaceae
Exons: 3
Coding region: 1-1014 (337 amino acids)
Source: RefSeq, a predicted model, not a curated record
AUGAACAAGCACCAGCAACAUGCGCGCACCGCCUCCCAGGGCCGCAAGCUGCUCCCACCGCACGCAAGACCCAACAAACCUGCGCCACUGAAGAGAGGAGCCAGCUAUAACAAUGCUCACUCUCACGUCUCAAGCCCAAAGAGCCCGUCAUUCAACAAGACGCAGUGGAGGAGAAGCGUUGGAGGUGGAGAGGAAGUGCAGCCCAUUGAGGAGGAAGAAAGUGGCAUGGCUAGUUUCCUGCAGUUCUGCACAACCUGUGAGCGGCAGAUAGUGACACCAGGCGCUGUCCUAUACUGCUCGGAGGCGUGUCGCAGAAAGGAUGUUUCUCGACCAACGUCCCUACAAUCACUAGAGAGCGUAACAUCUCCCUCGAUCGUACGGAAUACAUCCUCCUACUUCGACCAACCCCCCAGCGACAUCGUACCUCAGCGCUCGCCCACAGUCCUGCGUCCACUCUCCCAAACAUUCUCCGACCUCUCGCUCUACGACUCCCACUCCAGCGACUCUUCCAGCGAUCUAGAAGCCCGCCAAGACAGCCAUGCAGCGCACUACCUCGAUCAGUUCUACUCCGGCUUCGCAGCCGCUGAGCAAGCAACAUCUCGCUCCGGCCGCCCUCGCAUGAACCGCUCCUCGACCACCAACGACAGCCAUGCAAUACCUUCUCUUGUGCACUCCCCCAGCUCCUCGUACGGCACUGUCGCUUCGAACGCAUCAUACAGACCGGUAGCGAAUCGACAUCAUCCUUGGAACUGCAACUGCUCUACUUCGAAAUCGAUCGAUCUGGUCAUACCUUAUCCGACUGCAUCCACGAGUCCGACACAGCUGCUGGAAGAUGCGAGUCUGAAGAGUGGAGCGAGCACGGAGACGUCGUUCCGCGUGGUUGAGGCUGGGGACGUCUCGUAUGAGCAGAGAACGCUGCGGGGAAGUAAGAGCGGUUCAGAGAGGAAGACGAGUGCGGAUAGAACGCUGAAACAGUUGUUCAGCCAUGAUGCCAUGAAGGCGUCGCCAAAGUAG